CUAACAUUUUUUGCUUUCGAUCCAUUCCUCCGAGGUAGACUCCACGAAGACGUGGAGCGCCUCAUUGGGCUUCGUGCACAUCUUGGGCUGCGUCUCAGUUGAACCAAUUGCGUCGUGAUUUGUUUGCAUCUAAAGUGAGCUGCAUUCGAGUCUGCCAUCUCUCGUGAUAGCUGCAACGUGUUAACGCCAAGAUCUCUAAUCAAGCACCCGCAGCUUCUCAAUCACAACAACAGCGACCACUCCUAAUGAGAGCCACUAAAUGCUGUGCAACAGGAAGAACUGGUGGAUUGCCCACCAUCUCCCACACCACACUUCACUUUGACAACACCCGCAAUCUAAAUUCGAGCAUCCGCCACCAAAUUCCCACACUUUCGAGGUAUCUACGGAGAAUAAACAACACUGGGAGUCCAAGUUGACGGCAAUCGAACUAAGUCCUGGGUGAUGCCGGGAAUGAGAGAUCAAAACCCAACAUCCAAGAAUAUUCACGCGGUGUGGUGAAGGAUUUGCAGACGCGCCUGUGGUAGUUGCUCUCAAAAUUUCACCCACGUCAUUGCAUGGUACAUUCUCCGACGUUGCAGCCUUCCCUCUUCCCUUCCUUGAUCGACAUGGAUCGUUUAAACCAGGAGCUGCCAACAAUGUGUCUCGUGGAUUGCCUCCACCUGCCGCUGGAAAGAACUCCGCAUCACGCAGGGACUAUAGUGGGCGGCAGACAACAGAGGAUCAAUUUGUAAUUAGAGCAUCAUUAUUUUUGGGCCAAAUUCAAUCACAUAGCCACAUUUUCCCUACAGAAAACGAAGCGAGAGGUUGUAUGAGAGAAGUCCGAAUGAACAUGACACAUGAAACGUCGAAGAAAGAAUUGAUAAGGUAAGAAUUAUCUUCGAACAAAAUGGGCGUCGUUGUCUUGAUUGAUAGACCAAUGACCAUUUCAGCGGUGGUCGGAUGUAAACGACGAUGGAAUCUCGUGCCCCACCUUCAGUUUCGGGGGAAGGGAUGAUUGAUGAUCGGCCUCGUCGCGGUUGGUGCAUUUGCGUGAGCUUCUACUCCAGAGGUUAAAGCAAUCUCCUCCGCGGCGAUCGAACCACCUUAAGCUUCCAGAGGGAUCAGUCGGUGCUAUCGAGGGAGUGGCGAAUGCUUGGACCGACUGUGCAUAUUCCGGUUUUAGGGUUUGGCUGUUUUGAAUAUGAAGAUUCUGAGAUAUGAUUUGUGGGUGAAAUUCUUCUGAGAGUGUUGGAUGCUGGGUAUUUUACUGCGUUGUUCUUCUCUUCCUUGGUGGCAUUUUGCUUUAGAUUUUGUAAUUAUUUUUUCGUAAAAAUCAGAUGGAAAAUGGUGAAGAUCAGGGGCCAAUCAUUUUCCCAUUACACGAGAGGUUAGCCAAAUGCUUGGUAGAAAUUGAUGACGACGACAAGCUGAGACUGAGUUUAAACGAGUGGGAGAACAACUUUAAGAAGGCAGUCUCUAGGGUGGAGGUCAAGCGCGAGCGGAGCCUGAAUGUGAAGAACGAGCUUUACCAGCUGAUAGAAUUCUAUAGUGUUAUCCAGGGGGUGGUGCUAGGCGCUGCAGCGCAAGCAAGCACUCUCACCUGUAACACUGCCUGGGGUCCGGCUUUGUUGUCAUUUCUCGCCUCUUGCGCUACCGUCGUCAGUGUUCACAACAAAUUCAAAGACUACAUCAUCUUGAAGCAUGAGCUCAAGAAGGAAGAAGACGAUGCAAAUGUUGUCAAGGGGAAGAUUGGUUUGCUCAAGCUGAUGGGGAGUAAUUUUAGGUUUGAGUCGCUUGACGAGAAGGCUAUCACUGACAGGGACCGCACGAAGGCAAAGCACUCGGACGAGUUCUACUGGCCUGUAAUGAUCGUGGUCGUCAUCUUUUCUGUUGUAGUUGUCAUUGUCAUUUUCUCCAUUCUGUGCUCCAAUAGUUCCCCUCGCGAAUGCACAGACCCUCAGAAUCUGUGGUCUCAAGGUUUUACGUGAACUGCAUACUAUUUAGUUGCCUGCACUGCGCUUCAGUAUCUAUGCACCUUCCUGGAUCUAAUGGAGAUGUCUUUGUUUCUGAUUGAUUCAUACUACUCUACGAAGCAGCUUCACAUGUCUAUACACCCGUAGCUGAUGUCCCGAGUCCCGACGAGCCUUCUGCGCAAGAACCCGUGGGCUGGGCUCGCCUUUCUCCCUCCAGAGAGGCGGAGCCUCAGCCCAAAAUAUUACACUGAAUGUCGUGGUUUUCGCGGAAUCUCCGCACCUCUUAUCGUCGCGCUCUUCGCCCCGCAGCACAUCUUCCUGCGUCUGGAUUAAGAGCGGCGACCUUGAGCUAGGUGCUUGAGCCAGGUGGAUUAUUUUCGAAAUGUAGGAGCGAGGUGCAGGAGUAUGGUGGAUCAUCUGGAAGGUGGAAAAUUUUGGUGAUUCUUAUAUCGAGAAAAAUUGGAGGUGAAUUGACCCUCUCCUCAGCCAAUGUGACUCCGGAACAAUGACAUGAUUGCACUUCGGAGCUACAUUCCAAUCCUCAACGUGAGUAGAAUCGCUAACACUCCCUAUGCUUGCAAAUUUAUACAUCCCAUUCAAUCAAGGUUAUACUCUCGUCGUGUUAUUUGUGCAGACAGACAAUUGCUUCGUUACAGACCCAACCUCGACAUAACCGUGUCAAGCACUUGUACCCGUAUAACUUGUUUGCAAUUGUUCUCGUUGGUCAUUGAAAGUGACCGUGGUGUGUUAGAUUGAAAUCCUGCUUUCGUAUUCUAAAGCCUUGAUGAUUGCUACAAGCCAUCUCGGAGUCUUCGCACAAGUUCAAAGUUACCAUUUUUUACAUCGUUAACAAUUAACAUUCUUCUUCAGAGAUUUUAUCAAUUAUUGAUUUAGGUUUGAUCUUUUCUGACCCUUCUUAUCGGAUCUCAUUAGCGGCAUGGUAUAAGUUUUUUUUUGAUACUGCAUAUGUUUUGUAAUAAGAGAGCUUGCUUGCAGCUUUGUUCUGGUGA
Molecule: messenger RNA, 2962 nt
Organism: Physcomitrium patens
Lineage: Eukaryota; Viridiplantae; Streptophyta; Bryopsida; Funariales; Funariaceae
Source: RefSeq, a predicted model, not a curated record